AGCGCUAAUGUAAAUUGUAAACGCUCUCCCUUUCCAUCAAAACUCGUUUCGUGAUUUUGUUUCCGUGCCACUCAUCACGGAUUCCUCUCAAUCAGAGUUUCGGGAGCCUUUUCUUAAUGCCAGGUCCAUGCAACUCGAAAAAGAAGAAAAAGGCAAUUGCGAAAAAGAACAAGAAGAAGACAUCAGCUAUUCAAGCUACGGCUCCUCCGGAACCUCCUCUCGUUCACGAAGUUGAGCCACCUCCAAGCGACAUUGUCUGUGUUGCCCAUGAGCCUCCACCUAAACCACCUGCUCCGCAUGUCCAGGAAUUCCAUGAAGAAGUACUACCAAUCAUCCACGAUCCCGGAAACGGUCCGCGAGUUCGCGACGUCCGGGGUUUCCUAACUUCAUUUUUUGCCCAGCCUCCUUCACUGGAAGACCCUCUAUGUGCGGAAUUCUCACAGGAGGAAGUCCUUCAGAUGCUUUGUACCACGCUGCCGGAGGAAACCGCCAUAGUCCUAUGGUACAAUAAAAGCCGUGCUACUAGUCGCAUUUGUCCAUCAUGCAGGCGGCUUUAUCGCCUCGGUGAUAUCUUGCCAGACCUCACUGACGAUGGCGAAAACCGUAUCAACGAAACCCGUUCACCUCUACUCGCCCGGGAACAGGAGAUAUCGGGUCUUUGUUCUCCUGUCUGCUUCAUCGUUGCGUCAUUCGAGUAUCCAAGUGCAAUUAAAACGACUUGGGGUCGAACCGCAGAUGAAAUAGAUGACUUUACAUGGGACCUUCUCAAUGGUCCUGGAGAUGGACAGGGCGACAAGGGGCUCAGUCUCUUACUCAAAAUGGCGCGAUUGCCUGACCUUGGCUUGGGGCAGCUCUGUCUACCUGACAUCGACUUCGAUGCUGAACCUGAGGAUCAAAUUCACUGCAAGGAAAAUUAUGAACGGGACAAAUUUUCUUAGAAGAUCUACUGUUCUGCUGCAUAUUCACAUCAUUCAUACCAUCUGGAUCACGGGUCUGUGUACUAUUUAUGUGUGUCAAGACUCUAUCAUCAUUAAAUUAGUUGGGUUAAUGCUGGCCCUGGAUGAACCAUCGCUAAAGAGACCCAAAAAAGACUGUAUGUUUGUUGUGUAUAAGACGGGCCGUUGCAUCGUGGGUUUGUUGAGGUGGUGGUUAUGUCAGCAAGAGUCCGUGCCCUAUUCUCACGGUUGUUAGGUGGCUGGCCUUAUACAAGGCUCCCACCCGCCAAACAUCCCCUCAGCCAACCUUGCCUGUAUAGCUGUACUGUGGUCCUCACCCG
Molecule: messenger RNA, 1276 nt
Organism: Suillus discolor
Lineage: Eukaryota; Fungi; Basidiomycota; Agaricomycetes; Boletales; Suillaceae
Exons: 4
Coding region: 117-938 (273 amino acids)
Source: RefSeq, a predicted model, not a curated record